Molecule: messenger RNA, 1134 nt
Organism: Neodiprion fabricii
Lineage: Eukaryota; Metazoa; Arthropoda; Insecta; Hymenoptera; Diprionidae
Exons: 5
Coding region: 150-989 (279 amino acids)
Source: RefSeq, a predicted model, not a curated record
GGAUUCGCAAAGCUUUCCCGCGCUCUGCAAGAACCUUAACCUCAAAGUUCAAAAUAUAGUCCGACGAAUUCGUACGAUCAGAAUCGGUUGUCUUCUAGGAUACACAAAAGCCUGCAGGGACGUAAAGGAGUUUCACGUCUGCAACCAACAUGGAAAGGGAUCAAACUGUUGCCGCCAUCGCUCAUCAGAAAAGUCAACCACCCACUGCUCAGGAUUACUAUUACUUCAGAUGCCAUGCAGUGGGUGAGAGCAGCCCAAGUACUCCUUGCAAGAAGACUACCACCGAUUCGGAGCCUGGCGUUCUGCCAAUCUUUAAUAGAUACAAUAUUCUCAACGGGGCUAGACCCCACGUACCAGUUACAGUCGAGGACAUACCAGAGUAUUUUACUGAGGAUAACUAUCGACAUUGUGUCAGUACAAUAAGGACUAUCGGUAUCGUCAGAAGAUAUGAACACGAGUCCUAUAUGCUAGAAUCUGUGAACCAGACGACAAAUCGAGUUCAGAUUCCAUUGACGAGAGGGAUUAAUCGUGACCUGCGGACUUACAAGAGUAUCAAGCGCAUCAUUGGCUCAGGGAAAGAACGUAAGGUAACAAAAAAAAAGAAACUGAAACAAGCAGAAACGAACGCAAAUGAAAAUAGUACAAAAGUCUCGGCAACAGAUCUUCCAUAUCCAGACUUUAUCCAAGACCCAUUGCAGAUGGGAGAUACGAGAGUGAAAGAUGGGACAGUUUACUUGGUACUGGGAACCCUGCAGUGGGUAAAAGGUGAACCUAUGAUCGAUGCUCACAGAUUCAUCUAUGUGCAUGACCUAAAGUCUACGUACGAGUCAUUCAUGCUACAGCAUGCUAUAGCCCGCCGUCACAUUGAUUUCUACAAACCCCAUCCCGAGGAGAUUAGAGAAGUCGUCCGAAGACCGAACGAAAAGAGGGAGCCAGCUUUUCCACGAACAAAGCCAACGUGUAAACGUGCGAACAAUUGGCAAAAAUGAAGUUAAGACCUGACCAGAAAGCAGAGCAGAUUAUAUAUGUGAUUAUAGUGCGUAAAGUUCAACGGUAUAUGAUGUAAUGUGUUUAAGUUAAAGGUUUCUUUGAAUAUUUUUAUAUCUUAUAAUAAAAUGGAAUGAAGUUUGGAUU